AUGAUGGAAUUAGGAUUGAAGCCAGGAAUGGACGCGCUCCAGUAUGGAAAUGUGUCUUUUUGGGCGGACUCCCGGCGGCUGGGGGAUGGCGACGGUGCCGGGGGCGCUUUCCAGCCCUACCUAGACUCCUUGCGGCAGGAGCUGCAGCAGAGGGACCCGACGGUGCUGUCAGUAGUGGUGGCGCUUCUCGCGGUGUUGCUGACGCUGGUGUUCUGGAAGCUCGUCCGCAGCAGAAGGAGCAGCCAGAGAGCGGUGCUGCUGCUCGGCCUUUGCGACUCCGGAAAGACGUUGCUGUUCGUCAGGUUGUUAACAGGCCAUUACAGAGACACCCAGACGUCCAUUACAGAUAGCUCUGCCACAUACAGAGUCAACAAUAAUAGGGGCAAUAGUCUGACCUUGAUUGACCUCCCUGGCCAUGAGAGCUUGCGGCUUCAGUUCUUAGAGCGGUUUAAGACUUCAGCCAGGGCUGUUGUGUUUGUCGUGGAUAGUGCAGCAUUCCAGAGAGAGGUAAAAGAUGUGGCUGAGUUUCUGUAUCAAGUCCUCAUUGACAGCAUGAGUCUGAAGAACACACCAUCGUUCCUAAUAGCCUGCAACAAGCAAGAUAUUGCAAUGGCAAAAUCAGCAAAGUUAAUUCAGCAACAGCUUGAGAAAGAACUUAACACCUUAUGAGUUACCCGUUCUGCUGCACCCAGUACACUGGACAGUUCCAGCACUGCCCCUGCUCAACUGGGAAAGAAAGGCAAAGAAUUUGAAUUCUCACAGUUGCCCCUCAAAGUGGAGUUCCUGGAGUGUAGUGCCAAGGGUGGGAGAGGGGACCCCGGCUCCGCUGACAUCCAGGACCUGGAGAAGUGGCUUGCUAAAAUCGCCUGAGUGACAGCUCUGAAGCACUGGUCGGGGUGGGGACCGUGUGAGUGACAGUUGGCUGUGGUAGUCUGGAGUUGAUAAAGAAGAGGUAUAAAAUGUGGCUGGAAACA
Molecule: messenger RNA, 974 nt
Organism: Oryctolagus cuniculus (rabbit)
Lineage: Eukaryota; Metazoa; Chordata; Mammalia; Lagomorpha; Leporidae
Product: SRP receptor subunit beta
Biological process (GO): Golgi to plasma membrane protein transport; protein localization to Golgi apparatus; intracellular protein transport
Cellular component (GO): Golgi apparatus
Molecular function (GO): GTPase activity; GTP binding
Source: RefSeq, a predicted model, not a curated record